Molecule: messenger RNA, 4523 nt
Organism: Impatiens glandulifera
Lineage: Eukaryota; Viridiplantae; Streptophyta; Magnoliopsida; Ericales; Balsaminaceae
Product: putative 1-phosphatidylinositol-3-phosphate 5-kinase FAB1D
Exons: 11
Coding region: 416-4279 (1287 amino acids)
Biological process (GO): phosphatidylinositol phosphate biosynthetic process
Cellular component (GO): endosome membrane
Molecular function (GO): 1-phosphatidylinositol-3-phosphate 5-kinase activity; ATP binding
Source: RefSeq, a predicted model, not a curated record
GCUUGGCUAAGCAAAGCACGUGUUCAUACUUUCUGGAGAGGCGAUUAAUAGAAUCUCAUGGUAGUUGCUACAAAGAUUUCUGGACUGACAGUAAUAUAUAUGCUCGUUCGAGCUCGUUUUCGAGGUUAAUUCGCUUCGCCGGUGUUAAUUUACUUGCUUAAGUUGAACAAAAACAAAUGUUGAUAUGGAGCAUUUUAACGUGUGCAAGGAACUCCAAGAAAUUGAAGAGUCUAGGAAUUUAGACUGCAGUAGCCCUGCUACCUGUUGUAAAUCUUGCAAUGGUAAAUGGUUUGGACCCACAGAACAGGAAAGUGCAAAGUCAUGAAAAGAUCAGUUACAAAGUUUGGAUAUUAAACCUAUAACUAAAGAGUUACAAAGUUAGGAAGCUAAGAUCUAUCCUCUUGUAAGAGAUAAUAUGGACAAAGAGAUAUGGCUACCCCCAGAACCAGAAGAUAUAGAGGAUGAAAUGGAAGGAAGUAUUACCAAUUAUUAUGACGAUGAUGAUGAUGAAUUUGGUGAUGGAACUAAAUGGGGUAAACCAAGUUUAAGUAAUAGAGGAGAGGAAGGGAGACGAAGCUACAGAUUUAGAGAGGAAAACACAAAACCAAUGAAUGAGACAAUGAUUGGGAAAUUAAAGGGCAAUAUCCGUCAACUCCUUAAAUCUGCAGCUGUUGAUGUUUCUGUCGAGGAAUGUGAGAAUUGGGUGGAUAUAAUAACUUCUCUAUCAUGGGAGGCUGCUUUGUUUGUUAAGCCUGAUGCUGCUGAAGGAAAAUCAAUGGAUCCCGAUGGAUACGUGAAAGUCAAAUGUGUAGCAACUGGCUCUAUCAGCCAAAGCAAAGUGGUAAAAGGAUUGGUGUUCAAAAAGAAUGUUGCUCUAAAGCACAUGCCAAUGAUGUAUCAGAAUCCUAGACUGUUAUUGAUAAGAGGUGCACUUGGACCUUCAACUGGACUGUCUUCGUUUGGAGAAAUAUGCCAGGAAGACAGUGAGAGAUCCAUCAUGGAGGCAAUAGAUAUGUGCCAACCAAAUUUGGUCUUAGUUGAGCAAUCUGUUUCUAGUUAUAUCCGUGAGUCUAUUCGUGCAAAAGGAAUGACAUUGGUCUCAGACAUGAAGCUGCACCGCUUGGAGAGGGUUGCUCGUUGUACAGGUUCACCAAUCCUAUCUGCUCAUACUUUGAUGAACCAAAAGCUUAAACAGUGUGACCUCUUCCAGUUUGAACAAUGUAUACUGGAACACAAUGUUUCCAAAGAUGAUUCUAGAAAACAAACAAAGACAUUGAUGUUCAUUGAGGGCUGCCCUACACGACUUGGUUGUACGAUUUUGCUGAGGGGAACGCAUAGUGAUGCACUUAAGAGGAUCAAAUGUGUGGUUCGGUGUGCUGUUGUUAUGGCUUAUCAUCUGAUCAUGGAGACUGCUUUCCGGUUGGAUUUUUUGGCUAUGUUUUCUACCAUUCCCUUAAACAGAACCAGUCAGCAUUUCUUGGCUGUUGAGUCUAAUGUCAUGGGGAAGAUUGAUUCUUCAUCAGACUUUUAUGUUCCAAUAUCCAAUGGAUCUCAUGAAGCCAAUUCAGAGAAUUUAAGCUCGGAUUUACUCAGAGAUUCUACUUUUUCGUAUGAGCCAUACAAUCCAGUCAGUCUUUCUGGGUUAUCAUCUCUUUCAACAUCACUGAAGAAUGUCAUGGAUGACAGUUUUUCGCCUUUCUCAUCACCCUCUCAUGGGUCGAUCUCCAGGUGCCUGGGACUAAGGGAUCCUGGAAGUCAGAUAUCAGAAAAUGAUCAACAUAUUGAUUCUGGAAGAAAUAGCUCCGAUGAGGAUAAGUCUCCUGAGAGUGAUCAGCCUAAUUCGCCUCUUGCUUCAUAUGAAAUUAAUUCAGAUAUGGAGACCAAAGAUGACAUUUCCACUGUUCUAGACUCGGAAAGUAUUCUUGUUUUAAUGUCCAGCAGGAAUGCUUCAAGAGGGAGCAUUUGCGAGCAAAGCCAUUUCUCUCAUAUCAAGUUCUACCAUAAUUUUGAUGUUCCACUAGGAACAUUCUUGGAGGAAAAUUUACUUAAUCAGAAGUUCUUGUGUUCCUCAUGUAAUGAACCCCCUGAGGCUCAUUUUUACUACUAUGCACAUCAUAAUAAGCAGCUCACUGUUCAAGUUAAACGUCUUCCAGUGGACAAGCGGUUGGCUGGUGAAACAGAAGGGAAGCUUUGGAUGUGGAGUCGCUGUGGCAAGUGUAACCGCCAUAAUGGGUACCCAGAAUCUACCAAGAGGAUGCCGAUUUCAACUGCUGCUCGUGGUUUAUCUUUUGGGAAGUUCUUGGAGCUCAGCUUUUCAAGUACUGCUACAUUUGGUGUGCCAUCUGUCUGUCACCACUUUUUGCACAAUGACUUCCUUUACUUUUUCGGAUUAGGCCCCAUGGUAGCAAUGUUAAGACACUCGACUGUGGCAACUUAUUCCAUGUGUAUGCCACCUCUAAUGUUGGAGUUUAAUAUCUCAAUCAGAGGAGAGUUGCUUAAGAAAGAAAUAAAGAAGGUUUACACCAAAGGGCUACAUUUUUUUGAGGAAUUGUCCAAGUUCCUACAGAAGAUUAGACCAAGAUUUGAAGAUUUAGAUCUGCAAUUUACUGGCUCAGUUGAAAAUUUCUCUGAAAUUGAAGAGAUGUUGAAGGUGGAACAAUCUGAAUUUGAGACGAGCUUUCAGAAUGCUGUUACAAAUAGUGGGGCUGGAAGUAUAGCUUCUUACAACCUCCUCAGCUUGAAUCAAUUUUCAUAUGACAUUUUCCUCGAGUUACAAAUCUGGGAUCAACGCCUACAUUCACUUAUCUCAACAGAUUCUUCCGAAAUAACUUUUAGAACAUUGGAGAAAUCCAUGAGGAGUAGGGUAACACAUUCAAUAGAGAAUAGAUUUGAAGAAUCUAGAGCUAGAGAUGAUGCGUCCCCUCCUUCAACUGUUGUUGAGGAUCAAAAAGACAAUCCCAAUGAUGAUAUUUUUCAUAAAGAUAUCUUCCAAAGUAAUCCUGCAUGGUUUUGGGCUUCAUUUCCAGAGAUCAGGAAGGAUCACAUGAAUUCGAAGGACAUUACAAAUGGUCAAAUGCAAAAAUUUGAACCCAUUUCUAGCUAUUUGCUAGAAAACAUUCCCAAAGCUCAAGAGCUGAUAACUGAAGAAGGGUCGAGAAUGCACAUCCCGCUUGGUUUUGAUGAUUACAUGGUCUCGGAUUAUGAAGACGAGUUUUCGAGCAUAAUUGCAUGCGGUUUGACCUUACUUAGUAAUGACAAAGUUCCCACUUUAACUUACCCAUAUAUGUCGUCAUUUAGUUCAUUGGAUUCAGAAGCAACCUCUCGCAGUCUGUCAUCCUUAGAAGAGACGUCGCAUUUCUCAAGUUUCGACAGGCUAAAUAUUUCCGACUUCUCUUUAGUUAUUUCUGAUAAUAUUCACCCAAAAGUCGACAUGGGGGUGAGCAGAAAUUCUGGAAAAUCCAAAUAUUCAGUUGUUUGUCUUUAUGCAAACGAAUUCCUCGAGCUUAGAGAAUACUGCUGUCCUUCGGAGCUUGACUACAUUGCUUCUCUCAGCCGUUGUAUGAAUUGGGACGCAAAAGGGGGGAAAAGUAAAUCCUUCUUUUUCAAAACUCUGGACGAUCGUUUCAUAAUUAAAGUGAUCAAUAGGGCAGAGCUCGAGUCGUUUAUGAAGUUUGCUCCACAGUAUUUUAGAUACAUGAAGGAGUGUAUUGAUUUGGGUAAUCAAACUUGUCUUGCAAAGAUUCUAGGGGUUUAUCAGGUGAGUAUUCGACAAAGCAAGAAUGGAAAGGAAAUGAAACAUAAUGUGUUGGUGAUGGAAAACCUUUGGUUUGGCUGUAUUAGUAAUAUAACUCGGCAGUAUGAUCUCAAAGGGGCCUUGCAUGCUAGGUUUAAUUCAAGCGACGGUUCGUCAGGAGACGUUCUUCUUGAUCAGAACUUUGUGAACGAUAUGAAUGCUUCCCCUUUAUACGUGAGCACGGAAUCUAAGCGUCGUUUGCAACGGGCAGUGUGGAACGACACGAGCUUUCUCAACUCGAUAAAUGUGAUGGAUUACUCGUUACUCGUUGGAGUCGAGGACGGGCAGAAGAAACAACUUGUGUGCGGAAUUAUCGAUUACGUGAGACAGUAUACAUGGGACAAGCAGCUUGAAACAUGGGUAAAAUCUUCGUUAGUUCCGAAGAAUCAGUUACCAACUGUCAUCUCCCCCAAAGAGUACAAGAAGAGAUUCAGGAAGUUCAUCACUACUUACUUCUUAACUGUCCCAGAUAACUGGUGUAACUAAUUUACUACACGUCGUCAUAAUCAGUCAUCCCCACAUCAGCAUCCACUUGUCAUAUUCAGCAAAUACAUGACUGUGACUUGGCGCUGCUGACGUUUUCUAUUAUUUAUUUUUAUUUAUUCUGUUAAGAUUAUUAUUAUUGUAAAUAGGCUGGCAUCUGGCUAUUAUUAGUUUGCAGUUUUUGGGUGCAAAUUAUAUAAUAUAAAAAGGCUGGCUAGAAAAUGUAGAAAGGGAAUAUUACUUUUAA